AUGGCCUCGACCUCGAUCCUCCGCACCGUCGCCCGCGGGCCCUCGACCGCCUUCUUCCGCGCCUACCGCCCCGUCGCCCCCAGCCGCGCUGGCCUCGUCGUCCCGGCCCUGAUUGCCGGCUCGAGCCUCAACUUCAGCACCACCGUCGCCCGCCGCAGCGACCCGCACGCCGAGGAGACCUUUGAGGAGUUCACUGCCAGAUACGAGAAGGAAUUCGAGGGCGUGCAAGAUGUUUUCGAGCUGCAGCGCAACUUGAACAACGCCUUCGCCUACGAUCUCGUCCCCUCCCCCUCAGUCAUCAUCGCCGCCCUCAAGGCCGCCCGCAGAGUCAACGACUACCCCACCGCCGUGCGCAUCUUCGAGGGCAUCAAGGCCAAGGUCGAGAACAAGGGCCAGUACCAGCAGUACCUCGACGAGCUCAAGCCCCUGCGCGAGGAGCUCGGCGUCCUGCUGAAGGAGGACCUGUACCCGGAGCAGGCCAAAUAA
This is a messenger RNA of Neoarthrinium moseri, 486 nucleotides long. RefSeq lists its product as uncharacterized. The transcript has 3 exons. NCBI's taxonomy places the organism in Eukaryota, Fungi, Ascomycota, Sordariomycetes, Amphisphaeriales, Apiosporaceae. Gene Ontology annotation, cellular component: mitochondrial inner membrane. The coding region runs from base 1 to 486 and encodes 161 amino acids. The record is from RefSeq and is a predicted model, not a curated record. Gene Ontology annotation, biological process: mitochondrial electron transport, cytochrome c to oxygen.